Lolium perenne is the source of this 2018-nucleotide messenger RNA. RefSeq names its product pentatricopeptide repeat-containing protein At4g16470. NCBI's taxonomy places the organism in Eukaryota, Viridiplantae, Streptophyta, Magnoliopsida, Poales, Poaceae. The record is from RefSeq and is a predicted model, not a curated record. Gene Ontology annotation, biological process: RNA modification. Gene Ontology annotation, molecular function: RNA binding; protein binding.
GGCUGAGAGAGUCAAAAGGCUCUGCUACAAAAAUACAGUAGCUCGCUGUGGUUGGUUUCCGUUGGCCAUGGACUCGAUUAGCCUAGCACGAAAGCUGAGAUCUCUCUGCAUCGCGGGAGAGCUAUGUGAGGCCGUGAGUCUCCUCCACCGGAGCGCCGUGCGCCCCGUCCCAGGCGCCUACGCGCUCCUUCUCCAGGAAUGCGUGAACCGGAAGGACGCGAGGGUCGGCAAGAGGAUCCACGCGCGCAUGGUCGCCACCGGGUACAGGUGCGGCGACUACAUCGCCACCAAGCUGCUCAUCUUCUACGCCAAGAUCGGGGAGCUCGGCGUCGCCCGGAGCCUGUUCGACGGAAUGCCGACCAGGGGCGUCGUGGCAUGGAACGCGCUGAUAUCAGGGUGCACCCGCGCCCGCUUGGAGGCGCAGGCGGUGGAGAUGUUCGGCGCGAUGCGGGCGGAGGGGCUGCGGCCGGACCAGUUCACGUUCGCGUCCGUGCUCUGCGCGUGCGCCAGGCUGGCCGCGCUGGAGCACGGCCGGCGCGUGCACGGCGUCAUGGCCAAGUCUGGGGACAUCGUCGCCGGGAAUGUAUUCGCCAACAGCGCGCUCGUCGACAUGUACCUCAAGUGCAGCAGCGCCGAGGACGCGCGCCGGGUGUUCGCGGCCGCGCCCGAGAGGAACGUCACCAUGUGGACCGCCGUCAUCUCCGGGCAUGGCCAGCACGGGCAUGUGCGCGAGGCGCUGGCGCUGUUCCAGCAGAUGACGCGGGACGGGUUCCGGCCGAACGACGUGACGUUCCUCGCCGUGCUCUCCGCAUGCGCGCACGGUGGCCUCGUUGACGAGGGGCUCAGGCACUUCUCUUCCAUGCCGUCGGACUACGGCCUCACCCCGAAGGCCGAGCACUACGCGGCGGUGGUUGACAUGCUCGCCAGGGUUGGCAGGCUCCGCGACGCCUACGAGCUCGUCAAGAACCUGCCGGACAGCCAGGAGCACUCGGUGGUCUGGGGCGCACUGCUGGGUGCCUGCAGGAAGCACGGCGGUGACUUGAAGCUGGUCGAGCUCGUGGCGCAGCGCUUCUUCCGGCUGCAGCCGGGGAACGCCGGCAAGUACGUCGUCCUGGCGAACACGUACGCAGCCUGCGAUAUGUGGGACAGCGUGGCCGGUAUGCAUGAGGCCAUGAAGUCGCUCGGCAUUAGGAAGGACCCUGCUUGGAGCGCCAUGGAAGUCCACGGGAAGAAGCACUUCUUCCUGUCCAGAGACACAUACCACGACGAGUGCUCCGCUAUAUAUGAGGCCUGCAAUGCAUUGGCCCGUACAAUCACGGAGCAUUCCAUGCGACCUAUGGACGGCAUCAGCCAUCGCAACUGCCAUUCGUCCAGUGAACUCGGACAAGAGAUAGAACAGUUGAUCUCCGGAAGCAACAAAUACAGAUUUGCCGGCCCACACGACCAUCUAUGUUGCUGGUACCGAAAUGCUUUGAACGUACUUGGGAGCUCACUUUUUACCUGAAAGUAGCAUCUAUAAGUUCAGCACUUGGCUCUUGCAUUGAUUUUGGAUCUUAACAACCGCGUAACAUACAAGCAGUGCUAAGUGGUGCACUUGAUGUUGCACGAAUUGUUAGGCUACUGGUGCAUAUUUACCAUGAGAUCACCAAGGUACACAAACUUCCAUCCUUUGAGGCUUGCUCUGACUGCCAGAUCCAUGUCUUCAACGGUGGUUCGGUCCUUCCAGCCUCCUGCCUCAUUAAGAGCUGAUAUGCGCCACACACCAGCGGUUCCUGUUCGACAUAUAUCUUGCAAGUUAAGAAAGGGAACAGAGGAUGCAAAGUGUGACUGCUGCUCAAAUUCAUUGCCAAGAAUGUACUAAUAUCUAUUAGUUACCCCAGGUAUAUUUCUGGAGAAUUUGAUCCCUCAGUUUGUUUCCAUAAUUUAUUAUCUACAAAAGAAAAUGUGAGUAUUUUCUCGGAUAACGAACUACUCGAUGUCAAUGUUGUUUGUGCAAUUUAUGAUUCUGCUUAAAGGUC